Molecule: messenger RNA, 1242 nt
Organism: Diatraea saccharalis (sugarcane borer)
Lineage: Eukaryota; Metazoa; Arthropoda; Insecta; Lepidoptera; Crambidae
Source: the annotation of a GenBank genome assembly
AUGAAUCCAGUUGUAAGUUGUAAUCAUCAUGUGGCGCAAUUGAUGGAAGAUGGGUGUAGAGCGAAACUGAUUUCAGGCAUCAUUGGGAACCCUGAAUAUUACCCCUCUAAUGAGUUUGCAUCGUACGUCCAGGGCUCAGCAAAAGAAAAUAUUCCGGCAUGCAUGCUCACUUCACACGCCAAUGAUAAUCAACGAAAUGGGAGCGGGAAUGUACCCACCUACGUAUCUCUGGUGCAAAAUCUACGAUGGAGUCCGUAUGUCGAUAUGUCCUCAGCAAAUAAUUCACAAACUAAUAUCACGGAGGAUAAGCGAGUCUUUAAAUGUAAAUGUGACAAUUGUGUUGAAAAAAUGUGCCCUUCCAGAGCAUCAUUAUCGAAUACAAAAAAUAGAAUUUUCAAAGACAAUAUCAUGACGUUUUCAGACCAGUAUACGAUGACCCCGAGACUGAAUGACGUCUGCUGUGAAGUUUGCAUGCCUGUUAUGGCGACGCCAAAAUCAUCUAAGGUUUACGUCGCAAUUAAAAGCACUGAAUGUGAGGGAUACAAACCUACAGGGGUUUCUCAAAAUUGCACUCCCAUACCUAUACUAAAAAAGUCAAAUUGUAAAGUUCCGAGUCGCCCAUCAGGUUACUGUGGCCCCACUACUGGCCACGUACCAGCUGGGGUUCGUCAAGAGGCAGUAAGAGAUACGGAUGUGACAGCAGAAGAAGACUACUGCGAGCCUAUCAAACAGAAAUCUUAUAAAUCAUUCUUCAAGAACAAGAAGAAAACGUCGUUCGAGAAUGAUAACCCUAUCAAUGAUAGUGGAAGGAAAAAUAUCUACAACGAGGGUAUAAGUGAUGACGUGGCAAGUUUUGUGCCACCAGUGAUCUUACCUACGCUGAUACCCGUUCAACGAGAUGUCGGCAAAAUUACAGUAAGGAAUGAAUGCAAUGAUGGCAUCCCUUAUAGUCAUAACAGUGAAUCGAAAUAUCAUUACCAUUGUAAGAAGUCAGAUUUAAAUUCUCAUUAUUACACUUCCGAUUUCGAUAACGUGCAAUAUAGUGUUGAAUGCCCAAUGACUGGAAGGAAGAUUUGGGGUGCCAAGCUGCCCACUAAACAGUAUAAGGCGCAGAGGAUAGCCCUUCCGAGGAAGCUGUUGACGUCGGAGAUAGAUAUAGACUCGUAUGUGGAGAGGACCAGGCCGGCACCAGUACCGCCGCCAGCGUGUCGACGUCAGAGGAGCAAAAGAUUUUUUAAGUAA